AUGGACAGAGUUCUCGAAGAUCUCAGUCGGAUUUCGCUAAAUGAAGAGGAAAAGCGAGAAGAAUUCGCUCCCAUAGAAAUAACAAAAGAUCCUACAUUGGUGAGAGAUUUGUUCAGUCAUAGCAGGAUGUAUGACAUUUGGUAUGAUGUGGAUUACGAUACACCAUAUACUCUGGUCGAACUAGAGCCGUAUACCCAAGAGUAUGAAAACAUUGAAAGCAAGUUCAAAAAUGAUUUAUCUGCUGAAGUGCUCAGGAUCCUGAGAAUCCAGAAUCCAUUUCUCUGUCUCCAAUACGAACUCAAACUGAAACAAAUGGAAGAACUUCAUGGUAGUAUCGAGGAAAAUCAGCUCUAUCAUGGCACGAAGAGUGAAAAUGUAUUUGCCAAAGGAAUUUUGACUGGCGUAAACUUGGAGCUAGUGGUUAUAGGUCGAGCAAAUUUGGCCAGGGAGUUUCGUUCUCACCAUAUUCUCAUUAUGCAUCAGGUUACCCAAGACGUUUUUCUGAAGAGCCAAGAGUUAUGA
Phaedon cochleariae (mustard beetle) is the source of this 522-nucleotide messenger RNA. Lineage: Eukaryota; Metazoa; Arthropoda; Insecta; Coleoptera; Chrysomelidae. The record is from the annotation of a GenBank genome assembly.